CAGAGGCGUCGGCGGCUGAGGCCACCUCCCGCCCCCAGAAGCAGACUCGCUGCACCUGGCCCCGGUGGCGGCCCGGCCCGGCCUGGAGUGCUCCGGGCUGCACUCCCCCAUCCCCAUCCUUGCCUUCAUCAUGUUCCAGGAUGCUGGAGCAACCCAGGCCACCACCUCUCAUGAAGCCAAGAGCAGCCCUAGCGGCAGCACGGUGCAGCGCUCCAAGUCGUUCAGCCUUCGGGCACAGGUGAAGGAAACUUGUGCAGCCUGCCAAAAAACGGUGUACCCCAUGGAGCGUCUGGUGGCUGACAAGCUGAUCUUCCACAACUCGUGCUUCUGCUGCAAGCACUGCCAUGCCAAGCUUAGUUUGGGCAGCUACGCAGCUCUUCAUGGAGAGUUUUACUGCAAACCCCACUUUCAGCAGCUGUUUAAGAGUAAAGGCAACUACGACGAGGGCUUUGGCCGCAAGCAGCACAAGGAGCUCUGGGCCCACAAGGAAGUGGCCAAUGGUACCAAGACAGCCUGAGGCCCUCCGGAUGCCUUCUGCCUACCCCUGUUCCCAGGGGCUUUUGGGGUGGGGUGGGGAGGAGCUUGGGAAAGAUUGAAUUGGGGGGGAGGGGGGACAUACUUGGGGCUGCUCUGACUGGUCCAGUGAUGACAGGGGCUGACUUGCUGUCUUUUGCCUGCGUAGGGGGAUGGGGGUGCAGUGCUAUCCCUCUUUAUCUCAGGGGGCACUUCAUUCCCACUGGGGCCCUCCAGUUUGAUUUCCUACCCUCUUCCCUCAGUAGGCCUCAGAAAAGCAGGCCCCAGGGAAGGACUUCCUCCCUAUCUUGGUGCCUUCUCUCCAGCUGGGAGUCAGCUUACCCCACCAACUCCUCCUGGGUCCCAGGCUUCCCACUGCCAAGGAGGGCCCCGGGCCCCCUCUCCCUUCCCAUCUACCUCUGUCCACAUCCUGGUUCUGAUUUACACCUAAAAACACCUGGGAGAAAGGAGAGGCUGGGGCGCCAUCUAUUGACUAAUAAAGCACAGUGAUGCUGCCUGGGAGGGGUAAGGUGAGGGUCCAGGCACGUUCCUAAAGGUACAGACCUUGGCCGUAAACCAGGGAGAGCCUGGAAACAUUACUUGCCACCCUAGAAUCAGGGAAGAGGAACUAAAAACAACCCUUGCUAGGUUGUGAACUACAGAGACUGGUUGUGGGACCAAAAUAGCCAGUUCCCUUUGCCCCUUCUGCUCCCCUCCCCCCAUUGUGCCCAUCUUGACUGUUGUGAUCCUAUUUUAAACAUGUACCCAAGAGUCUAUCAUUGUGUCUGUGUGAUUGGCCCUGAAGUAUGGGAGCUGAGAGUGACCAAAGGGCUGGGACCGGACUGAGGAAAACUAGGAGAGGUCUCUGGGUGCAGACUUAGCACACCCCCAGCUCCUUUUAAAGGAUGACCAGGAAGGGUUAAAACCUGGACCAAAUGGGGACAUUUCCCCCAUCCCUUUACCCCACUCCCACACCAGGCCGUGCCCUUUCCUCCCAAGGACCAUCAAACCCAAAAUGAUCUUUUAAAUGAGGCUCUUAAUCUUUUUGUGUGUCAUGGACCUCUUUGCCAGUCUGGUAAAACCUGUGGAUCCCUUUCUCAGAAUAAUGUUUUUUAAAUAUUUGAAGGAAAAGCUAAAUCUCAGAGAUUAGUGAAAAUAAAGGUGCAACUUUUUUCCCAUCUCAA
This is a messenger RNA of Sarcophilus harrisii (Tasmanian devil), 1697 nucleotides long. RefSeq names its product LIM domain containing 2 (gene LIMD2). Gene Ontology annotation, biological process: actin filament bundle assembly. Gene Ontology annotation, molecular function: actin filament binding. Bases 131 to 517 code for a protein of 128 amino acids. The transcript is spliced from 5 exons. NCBI's taxonomy places the organism in Eukaryota, Metazoa, Chordata, Mammalia, Dasyuromorphia, Dasyuridae. The record is from RefSeq and is a predicted model, not a curated record. Gene Ontology annotation, cellular component: plasma membrane; actin cytoskeleton.